AUGACGGAACGCGCCGAGGAGGCGGAUCCUUUUCUCCCGCUUGUGCAUCGCCUCUCGGGAAAGGCCGAUGAUCUCGAAAUGGAGCUCCGACGGAUUCGAUGGGAGUUGUGGGAACGACGUCAGCUGGUGUUGGAUACGCAUGGAGGGGGACGCUGCGCCAACGCGCGGCGGGCGAUGCUGCGGGCCCUUCACCACCCGCACGAUUCUACACCGUCCACAAACAAGAUAAAUCCUCCUCACACAAUCAAUAAGGAUCCCCACAAUGAAAAGAGGGAGCGUACGACUCUAACGACGAACCAGCUUCAGCCAUACUCAAAUUGGCAUGGAUCCCCUUCUGUAAUCCUGCGGACGGCGGCUUUUCUUUCGAGACGCUUUUCGGAGACAUUUGUGAAACCACCACAUUCUCCUCAUUUCCGUGAUAACAAAAACGACGCCUCCUCGAAAGAAAUUGAAACGCUUACACAAAAUAUUGACUACAUCCGCCGCGUUCGCUCCUACCAUGCACUAAACUACUACAGUCGGAUGAACCUCAUCCCAAAGCGGCAUAUUGGGCAUGCCGUGUAUCUCAUCCUGUGGAAUUUGUGGAUUGGAUUUCAAAACGGCCUCGGUUGCUUUAUUUUCUACACGAUGCGCGAAAUCAAAAAAUCUGGAUGGAUUCGAGGCCUUUUUCCAGGAGUUUUAAAGGGAGGAUGGGACGCUUUGAAGUUUCUCGCCUACGGCUGGAUUGUUUCCCCGGUGAUUCAUAUUCCCUCUGGGAUCCACAAUAGCUUCUACGGGCCUCUGAACUUUCUUACCGGGAGGUACUUCUUCGACUCGCUCAGCGGGCGAUGGAUGGUGUGCAAUGUCGUGGAUACGCUUUUAUUUCGACAUUUAUUACAGCGUGAGAAACGGUUAAUCCGUGCGAUCGGCCGGCUGGAGUUUAAACGAAAGCACAUGCAGAGGGAAGAAAAGUGGGUCAAACGGCUUUCCGAGAUGGGGUUCUCCCUGGAGGAAAUGAGUAAAAAAUUUAUGUCGAAUAAUGGGCGAAAUGCGGGUGGAAAGUCAUCCUCGACGGCACAGGAUAAAUCCCAAAGCGAGAAUUCGAACCUCUACGAGGUUCUUGGCGUCAAGCGGACGGCCACGCAGCAACAAAUUAAAGCGCAAUAUAAGAAACUCGCGAUGCUCUUCCAUCCUGAUGUGAUCGCACAGGGCGGUCAUCACCCAUCUGAACGUGAACAGCACGCCGCGCAGUCCAAAUUCGAGUCCAUCUCUCACGCCUAUCGCGUCCUAUCGAACAUGGAAAAACGUCGGGUUUAUGAUUUGAGCGGCAAUAACGGGGUGGCGAUGCAUGAAGGCCGUUUCGGUCGCUUUCUUUCGCGGACGCCGGAAACGAUGGUUCAGAGCAUCUUCGGCGGCGAGGCCUUUCGGCGGACGCUGCUCGGCGAACUCCUUCGCUCGCACUGGACGCUACGAUCCGAGGCCCAAGUGAGUGUUUCCCUCAAUCAAUUCGAGGAACUAAUAUGCAUUCGCGUCCGCCAAAUUGCGCUCGAGCUCGCCGCCAUCGCGGACGUCCAUGCGAAAGCCGAGGAAACCAACGAAAAGGCCCCUCCGAAAGGAAAUCGCGUCCAUCCCGAGCGGCCCUAUGGUGAAUCCAAGCACGAAACCGCAAAUUCUCCGAGGCGCCCUUCCAAUACCGAAUUCCCCUCAUCCUCUAAUAUAAAAAAUAACACCGAUAAGAACCAUCCAACCUCGGGGUUGGAGCUCUGCCCUGGCAGCAACGCAUACAACAACUUCUCGAAGGACUUCGAGAAGCGCUGUGAGCGCUUUGUCGACCGCCUUUCCGAGGCCUGUUUUGGCCGCGAGCUGCUUUACGAAGUCGGCGAGGCCUACGUUGUCAGCGCGCAGCGCUUUCUCCACCUCCGCCCUUUUUACGCGCCGAAGGCGCUUUUAUAUCGCAAGAUGAUGAUGGGCGUUAACCGCCUUAUGAAGGCGGUCCUGGAGAAGAAAGACGAGGCAGCUCUAGGAACCGGGCAGAACGCGUUUGCCAAGCGGAUUUUAAUUGAGUAUUUUAACAUGGAGUACGAUAACGUCGUGGCGGAUGCCCAUAUCUCGCUGCGGUUUGCCGUUCAGAUGGUCUUGCAGGAUACCACGCAAAGCGCGGAGGUGCGAAAGCGGCGGAGUUAUGCGGUUUGGUGGAUUGGAAAGAAGAUGAUGGAGAAGGGCUCGGAGUGGAAUUUUGGCACGCGCGAUGAUGGGGACCUCAUCGCGUACGUCCAGCAGGCCGCAAACUCCCCCGCCACUACCGGUAAACCACCAAAAUUCUAA
Phytomonas sp. Hart1 is the source of this 2304-nucleotide messenger RNA. The record is from the annotation of a GenBank genome assembly. Lineage: Eukaryota; Euglenozoa; Kinetoplastea; Trypanosomatida; Trypanosomatidae.